Molecule: messenger RNA, 1699 nt
Organism: Coregonus sp. 'balchen'
Lineage: Eukaryota; Metazoa; Chordata; Actinopteri; Salmoniformes; Salmonidae
Source: the annotation of a GenBank genome assembly
AUGUGGAGCCGUGGUCUCAAGCAGGGGUUGGGGAGACAUGGUGCUCAGCUCCUGUCCCUCCCCAGCCCUGAGCUGUGUCUGCAGACUCCCCUGUCUCCGGAGGAGCAGCAGGAUCAAGCCUUCAUCCAGCAGCACCGCCGCAACAGAAUCAAGGUGAGGGCAGGACCAUUACAAUCAAAUCCAACAGAGGCUCCUACGGCCACUCUCUCUUUCCAUUGGCCCUAUCAUGACCUAACCUCUGCCCUCUAACCUUGUCGGCACUAGGGCAUGCAGGAUAAGGAGGUGCUGGCCAUCAUGAGGACGGUGUGUAUAGGGAACCCCACCCAGGACACCCACUCCCACCCGUCCUCUCUGGGAGGAGACACGGCCCGAGCGGUGGACAGGUUCAGGAGACAGUGUCUGGGGGAGUACCUGGACUCACUGGACCAGUGUCACACAAAGCGGGUCACAGUCAACCAGGCCACACUGGAGAGAGGUGAGAACCAUAGGAAAACACACACACACAUACAGAAAAUAUACUCACACACACAGUACAGUACACAAACACACAAGAAAACACCUUGAGGUAGGCAUUAGGUAAAGCACACACAUAUACCCCUUUGGCUAUACACACCCAAACAAUUCCAGAUGAUGUUGACCCUUUUUCUAUUCUAAUCACAUAACCUCAUGUCACACAAGUACCCUUCAUUACUGAGUAAUAGCACUUUAAAGACCUUGAUUGCACUUAAAAGCACCAGUAAUAGCACUUUAAAGCACCAGCCAUAGUGCUGGAGUAUGCUGUCCAGCACUAAAUCUAUCUGUGUGUGUAUGUCCAUGCAUGCGUGUGUGUGUCCUACUCCUCCUCAGUUCUGCUGCAUCCAGGGGACCAUGUCUUGGGGGGUCCGAAGUGUCCCGUGCUGAGGCAGGCAGGGUCCAACGCUGUGCCGGGGCGUGGUGGCCGUCUGAGGGCCUGGAUCUGCUACAGCAGUAGUACCCCCCGGGGGGUCGAGGAGAAGGAGGAAGAGGAGCAUGGCCUGGAGAAAGAGACCACUCCACACAAAGUCCACAAGGAGACGUGAGUGUUGGUGUCAUCAACCGCAGAUAGAUUAUCAAAUUGACCACACAGUAACAGUCACAUCAGGCAGAGAAUAGAGAUAUAUGUUUGUAUUAUACCAUAUGCAGUUCUGACAGUGAGGGAGAAGUCUACAGCUCUGAUAUUACCUGUUAUGUUUUCUGCCUCCUCCCCCAGGGCUCUGUACCCCUCCCGUAGGUCUGUGCGUCGGAGGUCCAAGAUGAUGACUCUGUCCACAGGUCGUGCUGAGGUCAGACACAAGACAGAAUGCUGGCUGACCAGGGAGGAGUACGCCCACAUUAAAAGGUGAGGAGGAAGUGACAUCAGUGUUAUUAUGGCAAGCCGCCACACUAAUAGUAGCCACAGCAACAACAAUGUGUAUUGUUUUACAUGUGUAAUGUGUAUGUGCUGUUUGUUUGGAGCAACAUGAGGGAGCCGUCCAGCCGUAGAGCCAACCCUAACUCAUUCUGGCCUGGUCAGGACAACCACGUAAGACUGUACCUGCCCAGAGUGGGCCUGUCUCCUGAGGGGGUCCUCUUUGAGCACAUCGUCCACUCCCCCGCCCCCAGCCCCGGCAACUGGCCUGUCAACGACAGGGGCUACUCCACCUCUGAAGAUAUAGAUGGACUCAAGGCCUACACCCUAUAG